AUGUUCAAUUCUAAACUGGAACGAGAUAUCAUCGAAACAAGGAACGUCAACAAGCAUUUCAGAACAACAUCAAAGUCUAUUCGAGAUUUCGAGCGUUUAAAAAGAAGAAUUAAAAAAGUUGGAAUUAAAAUGGAUUUAGUCACAGCUUAUCUUGAAAACAUGUUUGGUCAUCAUUUGACUACAAUGUUCUUAUUAGAUCUUGCGGCAGACUUGGAAAAAAAGAUAAAUAUUGAAGUUGAUCGAUUAGCAAGAAGGAAUAGACAAGCUUUAUUGUGCUGGUUUGCAGAAAAUUGGGAGAAGAUCCAGCCACUAAUAGUAGACCAAAGGAAGGAGAAAAUUAGAAGUCAAGCCAAAAAAAUAGAAAAAAAUGAAGGUACAGACUGUCAAGACCAAGUGAUAGAUGCAUCAGACUUAAAUCAAUUGCUUAAUUUCCAUUAG
This is a messenger RNA of Trichomonas vaginalis G3, 438 nucleotides long. RefSeq lists its product as uncharacterized. The coding region runs from base 1 to 438 and encodes 145 amino acids. The transcript has a single exon. Lineage: Eukaryota; Parabasalia; Trichomonadida; Trichomonadidae. The record is from RefSeq and is a predicted model, not a curated record.